AUGGAAAAUGUUUCAGCUUCCUCACCGGUCAAUCCACACUUCUUCCGGCCUCUUCUUCCUGGAUUCCACACUCACCUCAAUAUUCCCAUGGCUUUCUUCUUAAGGCACAUACAGGGAACAACAAAUGAGGGCAAUGGGGUGGUGAAGCUGAGGUCUUUCGUUUCUGAUAUAACCUGGCAAGUGAAGAUGGACGGUCGGAGACUCACCCAAGGCUGGCAAAAGUUCGCCACCAGCCAUGAUCUCCGAGUCGGCGACAUAGUUGUUUUCAGACAUGAUGGAGACUUGUUGUUCCAUGUCACGUGUUUUGGACCAAGCUGCUAUUAUUCAGAUUCAGAGAGGAAUCAGAACACAGCAGAAGCAAAAUCUUCAUCAGACGACCCUCACUCUUGUUUUGUAGCAUGUGUCACCGAGUCCAAUCUACGCAAAGAUAUACUGGGUGAGAUCAUUUUAUUAAAUGAACAUGGGAUACCAUGGACAUUGAUCCUAAGUCACAAACCAGACGGUGAGGUUUACAUCAGAAGCGGCUGGAGAAGUUUCUGCAUCACAAAUCGACUAAGAGCCAACGAUUUCUUAACCCUUAAGCUUGUGCAAACCGGUACAACACCUGUUCUUCAGCUUUGUCCUUCCUCUACAGCGAGCCAAUACAGAUUCUUGACACUAACUCUCAAACCAUACAAUUUCAAGAAGUAUAAACUGUGUCUACCGAGGACCUUUGUGAAGACGAAUGGUAUCGAGAAAGCGAGGAAGAUAACUCUUGUGAAUCGAUACGGGAUCAAACGGACGACAAGUCUAAAACCCGAGGACGGAUAUGGAAGAAUGAGAUUGGGAAAAGAGUGGAGAGAGUUCUGUGAUGUUAAUGGAGUGAAUAUAGGUGAUUCCUUCGAGCUGGAACUCAUUAAGGAAGGAGAAGAUACAGGUAGUCAUCUACUUAAGUUCUGCUCCAAAGUCUCAAAAUAUCCCUGA
Messenger RNA from Capsella rubella, 963 nucleotides. Its product is annotated as B3 domain-containing protein REM14. The transcript is spliced from 5 exons. The record is from RefSeq and is a predicted model, not a curated record. Gene Ontology annotation, molecular function: DNA binding. Bases 1 to 963 code for a protein of 320 amino acids. NCBI's taxonomy places the organism in Eukaryota, Viridiplantae, Streptophyta, Magnoliopsida, Brassicales, Brassicaceae.